AGACGAAAUAGGUAGAAGAUAAUUCUCUGGCAAUGCCAACUGAUGCUUCCGCUACGAAAUGUGACACCUGAUGACGUGAAUUACGGAAAUGAACGGAGACACAUCUCGCGAGAUUACGAAUAAAUUCUCGUAGAUGUGGCGUCUAUGGAGUCAUACUGUUGACAUCACUUAAGUCUGCUACAUUAGUUCACUUUACAACACCUAAAACAUGGGACUGUGUAAGUGUCCCAAGAAGAAAGUUACCAACCUUUUCUGCUUCGAACAUCGUGUCAAUGUUUGCGAACACUGUCUGGUUGCCAACCAUCCACGGUGUAUUGUCCAGUCUUAUUUGCAAUGGCUGCAGGACAGUGACUACAAUCCACUGUGUACACUUUGUAACAAAGGUUUAGCUGAAGAUGACUCUGGUGAUUGUGUCAGAUUAGUUUGUUAUGAUGUUUUUCAUUGGGAUUGUUUAAAUCAAUAUGCUUUAAAAAUGCCACCAAAUACAGCACCAGCUGGCUACAGCUGUCCGACAUGCAAACAUGGUAUUUUCCCUGCCAGUAAUUUGAUGUCCCCUGUUGCUGAAUCCCUAAGGCAGGUGCUAAAAACAGUAAACUGGGCCCGUGCUGGCCUUGGCCUCCCUUUGAUCAAGGAAGAAAGUCAGUCAUCCAGCAAACACCUUUCUGAAAAUGUGCAUUCUUCCUCACCUCUGACAAUCCACUCUACCUCAGUGAAUGUCCCAACAGUUCACAGUCCUACUGAUGCAAAGAAGUCUAGUCCUCAGUAUACUCGUCCAAGUGCACAAGUUAGUCCUUACACUAGUACACCAACUCUUGCAUCUUCAUCAGCAUCUACACAUAGUAUUAUCAAUCUGGAUCCUGGCACAACAGCCAGAGGAGAAAAAGGACUUUUUAAUAGUCCUAGAAAGUUAUUUGACUCUACAAAAGAUGAUGUUUUCAAUAUGUCACAUGACCAUGAUGAAGACAAAUACAGAAGACGGCCUGCUCUCAGUUGGUUAGCAAGACUUUUUAAAACUAAUGACUCUUAUCGAUCAAAAGACCCCAAUGCAACAAUGAAAAAAUUUCUUGUUGUUCUUGUUAUUGGUUUGAUUGGCUUUAUAACUGUGGUUAUGGUCUUCUCACAUCUUGGCCACAUGGCAACCCAAGAUGAUCCUGCUUUCAAUCCACUGGCAAAUCCAAACAUCCAUGUUAAGGACCAACAGAUGCCCAACGAAGAAAUCAUACAGCAGAAAGUGAAACCAUUUCAAUGAUCUUAUCAAAGAUGGAAGGAGUCAGUUGGCAUUUUUGUUUCCUGGUAAAAUAUCUUAUAACUUAACAUAACAGCUGUCUUGCAUCAGAAUAAUAAAUACAUAGCUCCCUGCUUUAUGACAAAAUUCUUGAAGGAACCAAAACUGUUUAGUAUUUCUUUAGAGUCAUUGUUUGGCAUUUUAAAGAAAUUUACUUCACAUCAUUAAAUAACACAUUUACUGAAAACUUGGAGAAAAAAUACAAAACAAAUAUAAUGUCUGUCUUUAAUGUUUAAAGUUUAAAUGGACAUCGGACUUUUCUUCAGUGAUGCUAAACUGCAUGGAUAUGCACCUUUUUUAAUCUAACUGCAGAGAAGUUUGCAGUGAGUUACACUGUGAUUGACUGUUAAAACAGCAUUUAGUGCAGUCACUAAACUUGGGAACAAAGGGUAUCUCUUCAACAAAUCAGACACAAACAUUUUUUUUGAUGUCAGUAAACUAAAAAUUUUAGGUAAAAGCAUCAAAACACUCUACAUUCAUUCCAAUAUGACAAUAGAAACAAUCAGGUGUCUCUGUGAUAAACAUAGCAUCAAUAUUGUUUACUUGGGAACUUUUUUGUGUGUGUGUGUUAAUUUUUGUAAAAAAUUUUGUUUUCUACAAUAUGUAACUGAAAUUUGCAGACAUGUUUUCUAUCUACAUGGCAUCAUAAAUUAUAUAUCUGGAUAGAUUUCAGCAAGCUUAGCCAACAGUUUGGCUUUGCUUUUUGUUUGUGACUUUUCAUUUAAUGUAGAUCACUAAGACUCAUGAGAAAGACAAAAAUGUCAUAACUCACACUCUCUCUUUCUCUUUCACAGACACAGUCUAAGGUUAGUCAUUAACUCAAUCAUAUAUAUGUAUGUAAUUAAGAUUCUGAUCAGUCAGCUGGCAUAGGCUUAUUGUCUCAGAUUUUAAUUAUAGAAGCAGUAGAUUAUAGGCAUUUCUAACUUUUUCUAAUGCCAUUAGUAACAAUUACAUACAUGAAUUAAUAACCAUAAUCUCUAUGUUCCAAUUUUAGUAUAUGUAUGUUGAAGUAAGUUAAUAACAAUCAUAGAGCAUUUAUGAAAGUUCGGUUUCUAUUUAAAAGAAAAAUAAACUUUUGUUUUUGCUGUGUCUUUCAAAUACACAUUGAAGAUAUUUUGAUGUUUCCUUCAAAAUUAGAUUUUACAUUAAGAAAAAGACUGAUUUGAAAAUAUUGCUAUUUUAGCUAUAUCUUUUCUUCAUUGUUGUGUUUGCCUAAUGAAAAUAUCUCAUUUUUCAUUAAGUAAUUUUCUUGGUAAUCUCAAGAAAAUAUAUAUAUCAUUAAUACAGAAUUCGUUACGAUAUUGUGUUGUUGCUUAGUUACCUAUAAUUAGACUGGAAAUUACCUUCUGAUAAGAUGUUAGCAAAUAUUUAUUGACCAGAUUACACAUUUUAAAGAACUUUUUCACAAUUUUCAGGACCAAUAAGUUAUUUGUGACUUUGGAACUCUAAGAUUAUUUCAUACCAUCAUCAUCUUUAUUAUUACAAUAGUUUUAUUUGUUUACUUGAUUUAGAUCUAUUAGCACAUAAAAUCAAAACUUCUGAAAACAAAAAGAAAAAUGCCAGUUAAAAUUAUCAUUGCUUGUUACUUCUAGUCGUAAAUUUCUGUUUUCCUGAUGGAAUACUUUGAAACACUGAAAGUGUUAACAAUCAUACUUUGUCAUAAAGUUUUCAGACUUUAUUUUAUCUUUUAAUGAUUUGGUCAGAAGAGGAAUUACAGGUGAUGGAAGAAGAGGAGAAACUUCACUCA
This is a messenger RNA of Octopus sinensis (East Asian common octopus), 3032 nucleotides long. Its product is annotated as zinc finger protein-like 1. The record is from RefSeq and is a predicted model, not a curated record. Gene Ontology annotation, cellular component: Golgi apparatus. The transcript has 6 exons. NCBI's taxonomy places the organism in Eukaryota, Metazoa, Mollusca, Cephalopoda, Octopoda, Octopodidae. Bases 209 to 1249 code for a protein of 346 amino acids.